This is a messenger RNA of Cannabis sativa, 2285 nucleotides long. RefSeq names its product tyrosine decarboxylase. Gene Ontology annotation, molecular function: carboxy-lyase activity; pyridoxal phosphate binding. NCBI's taxonomy places the organism in Eukaryota, Viridiplantae, Streptophyta, Magnoliopsida, Rosales, Cannabaceae. Gene Ontology annotation, biological process: amino acid metabolic process. The coding region runs from base 282 to 1886 and encodes 534 amino acids. The transcript has a single exon. The record is from RefSeq and is a predicted model, not a curated record.
UAUAUACUCUAUAUCCUCAACCCAUUUUCCUCAUCCAAAAAGAAAAAAAGAAAGAGAGAACAAUAUCAAUAUAUAGUCUUUUCUCUCAAAUCUAAAAGAUCAAGAGAAAGACAAAUACAACCAAUCUUGUUCUCUCUAUCUCUUUCACUCUUUUAUUAUUCUUUCACAAAAAAGCCAACAACAACCCACCUAACCUUUUCUCUCUCUCUCUUUCUCUUUGUUUAUUUCAUUUAUUCAUUUUUUUCAUUUUAUCUCACCAAACAACUCCACUUAUUUUUAGUAUGGGAAGCCUAGGCGACUUCGAUUACCAAAUGAACAACAACAUCUCUUCCUCAAAUGACAUGACUAACCCAAUGGACCCUGAAGAGUUCAGGCGCCAAGGCCACAUGAUGAUCGAUUUCAUAGCUGAUUACUACAAAAACAUUGAGAAAUACCCUGUUUUGAGCCAAGUUGAACCCGGUUAUCUCAAGAAAAGACUCCCUAAAUCUGCACCUUAUUAUCCUGAGUCUAUUGAGACUAUCAUGAGUGACGUAAAAGACCAUAUUGUCCCUGGCAUAACUCACUGGCAAAGUCCUAACUACUAUGCUUACUUUCCAUCCAGUGGCAGCAUUGCUGGCUUUCUCGGCGAAAUGCUAGCCACUGGAUUUAAUGUUGUUGGUUUUAACUGGAUGUCCUCUCCAGCUGCUACUGAGCUGGAGAGUAUCGUCAUGGAUUGGCUUGGUGACAUGUUAAGACUUCCUAAGUCAUUUCUCUUCUCGGGAAAUGGCGGUGGGGUCUUGCAAGGAACCACCUGCGAGGCUAUCUUGUGUACCCUCGUGGCUGCUCGUGAUAGGACACUGAAUAAGAUUGGGAAAGAGAAUAUCGGAAAACUUUCCGUUUAUUGUUCUGACCAAACUCAUUGCGCUUUCAAGAAAGCUGCUCAGAUUGCUGGGAUCAACAUGAACAACUUUCGCAUCAUACCAACAACGUUGUCCUCAGCCUUUUCUAUGUCACCCGAGGUUUUACGUAAAACGAUAGUAGCUGACAUGGAAGAUGGGCUCGUCCCCAUCUUCCUUCUAGCUACUAUCGGAACAACCUCAACUACUGCAGUGGACCCACUUGGACCGCUUUGCAACGUUGCAAAGGAUUACGGAAUGUGGGUCCAUGUAGACGCGGCAUAUGCAGGUAGUAUCUGCAUAUGCCCCGAGUUCCGUCAUUUCAUCGACGGAGUCGAAGGAGCUAACUCAUUCAGCUUCAAUGCUCACAAAUGGUUCUUCACCACCUUGGAUUGCUGUUGCCUUUGGGUCAAAGACCCCAGUGCGUUGACCAAAUCGUUGACCACCGAUCCUGAGUAUCUGAAGAACAAAGCCACCGAGUCAAAGCAAGUCGUUGACUACAAAGAUUGGCAGUUAGCUCUCAGCAGAAGAUUCCGUUCCCUGAAACUGUGGAUGGUUCUCCGAUCUUACGGUGUGGAAAAGCUACGUGGGUUUCUCCGAAGCCACGUGAAAAUGGCGAAGAUGUUCGAAGCAAAUGUUGUCUCCGACGACAGGUUUGAGAUUGUCGUUCCUAGAUACUUUGCUAACGUUUGUUUCAGAAUAUCUCCCAAGGCUAUAACUACAAAGUCCGUACUUUCCGAGAUUAACGGAACGACGGCUAGGAGGAACAGCGGCGCUGAAAAAGCGUUGACCAUCAACGAGAUUAAUACGAAGCUGAUGGAUUCUAUUAACGGGUCGGGUCGGAUCUAUUUGACCCAUUCGGUUGUAGAUGGUAUAUACUUGAUCCGGUUCGCAGUUGGUGCUAGUCUGACGGAGGAGUGCCACGUGGCAACGGCUUGGAAAGUGGUUAAAGAACAUGCAGAUGCUAUAUUGAGUAGGUAUACAACGAAUGAAUUUGGACUUGGUCAAUAAUUAUCGAUAUUCUACUCUGUUAAUUAACGGAGCUAUGAAACGAUCAUUGAUUAUAAGGGUGUAAUAUUUAUGGGAUUUGAUCGGUAAAAAAAAAAAUAAUAAAUAAUAAUAAGGACAGUAUAUAAUAUCUAUAUGUUAUUAUUAUUAGUCCGUGCAAGAGUAAUUAAUGUUAUUUUUUUAUUUUUACAUAUAAAUAUUUAAAUUAUUAUUAUUGUUCGUAAGAGUUUUGUAUUAUCAUCAUCACCUUUUUCUUUUUUCUUUUUAUUUAUUUAUUUUGUAAUUUGUAAGUGUACCUCAACGAUAAUUGUAAUUGUUAUGUCUAUCGUGUACAAUUGGCUACAGAUCCAUAUGAGUACGUGCUCUGUAGUGGAGCUAUAUAAAUACAUGUCAAAUUAAGUA